AUGGGGUCCCUCCACUCCUACUUGCGCCUUCACCCCCACAAGCCAGACGGUUUCAUUGACAUUGACAUCGCCAGAGCCCGCAUGCGCGGCCACAGAACCGCCCUAUCCAAUCUGGAACACCUGCAAGAACGCAUUCACGUUCAUUGGCACCGUGAUAUUCGCGCUGGCGCUACUGCUCGGUUAUAUUAUGCUUAG
This is a messenger RNA of Aspergillus mulundensis, 195 nucleotides long. RefSeq lists its product as uncharacterized. Bases 1 to 195 code for a protein of 64 amino acids. The record is from RefSeq and is a predicted model, not a curated record. NCBI's taxonomy places the organism in Eukaryota, Fungi, Ascomycota, Eurotiomycetes, Eurotiales, Aspergillaceae. The transcript is spliced from 2 exons.